AUGCCGCCACCUCAAACGCCCUUCUUCAUCGUCUUUCUGUGUUUUCUCAAUGCCUGUUCUUCUGUCUUCGCCACCCAGUUUGACUUUGGAACCUUAACCAUGAGUACACUGAAACUUCUCGGCAUUGCCCCAUUUGAAACAACAACACCGUCAGCCUCACCGGUGACCCCGCCGUCCCAACUCGCUGCUGGCAGAGCGCUUUACUCUGACCCCAUCAGAUUCCGGCAAACAAAGGGUCCCCUUCUCUGGGAGCGUUCUCCCUUUCUUCUCCUUUUCGUCACCAACCUCAAUCCAUCCUCCGUCGGCGGCGGCCUCGCCUUCGUCGUCUCGCCGGACUCCACCGCUGUCGGCGAUUCCGGCGGCUUCCUCGGUCUGCAAAACCCCGCCGCCGCCACAGGCGGUGGCGGCGGGUUCGUCGCUGUUGAAUUCGACACCCUGAUGGACGUGGAAUUCAGCGACAUUAAUGGAAACCAUGUGGGGUUGGACUUAAACAGCGUUGUUUCGGCUCAAGUUAGCGACUUGGGAAGCGUCGGAGUGGAUCUUAAAAGCGGUGACUCGGUGAACGCGUGGAUCGAGUACGAUGGAAGCAGCAAAGGGUUGCGCGUGUGGGUCUCGUACUCGACUGUGAGGCCGAAAGAUCCGAUUUUGAAGGUGGAUCUCGAUGUCG
Messenger RNA from Vigna umbellata (rice bean), 667 nucleotides. The record is from RefSeq and is a predicted model, not a curated record. NCBI's taxonomy places the organism in Eukaryota, Viridiplantae, Streptophyta, Magnoliopsida, Fabales, Fabaceae.